This is a messenger RNA of Penicillium bovifimosum, 1719 nucleotides long. RefSeq names its product tRNA threonylcarbamoyladenosine dehydratase. The record is from RefSeq and is a predicted model, not a curated record. Gene Ontology annotation, biological process: cyclic threonylcarbamoyladenosine biosynthetic process. Gene Ontology annotation, molecular function: tRNA threonylcarbamoyladenosine dehydratase activity; ubiquitin-like modifier activating enzyme activity. Gene Ontology annotation, cellular component: mitochondrial outer membrane. The transcript is spliced from 3 exons. NCBI's taxonomy places the organism in Eukaryota, Fungi, Ascomycota, Eurotiomycetes, Eurotiales, Aspergillaceae. The coding region runs from base 1 to 1719 and encodes 572 amino acids.
AUGACUCCCCCAGCAUCAAAAUGGUGGCAAGAGCCCAGCGAUGCCGAUCUUGACUAUGGAUUUGAUUCUGACGACCUGGAUACUAGAUAUCACGAACCAGAUCGAGACAACCACGAACAUAACACCAAGAGAAGAGGAACACAGCAUACGGAAGAUAAGGGUGUGAUCGAAAAUAUGUCUUCUUGGCUCCAGCGUCAGGCUGGCUCGUCCCACGGACAGCUUGCGGCUGCGGCUGUUGUGUCGGGCGCAGCUGUCGCAGGUGCCAUUUUCGGAUACCAGUCAUACAAGCGCAAAGGAGCAGUCCAUGACUUGAAGGCUUCGAUCCCAAGUCUCGAUGAUUCACAUCCCGCGCAAGCGCUCACUGAUUUUGGCGCCGCAGCGAGUGGAAUACCGUUGAGCAAGGAAGACGAGCGCAGCGCAGCGUUGGCUCGCAGAGCACAGCAGGGAGACUAUGAUGAUGACCUGAUCCUUGAACAGCUUGCCCGCAACCGUGUAUUCCUAGGUGAUGAGGGACUUGCGAAGCUUCGGUCGUCAUUCGUCGUCGUCGUCGGCUGCGGUGGCGUCGGCUCCCAUGCCGCUGCCUCCCUUGCCCGAUCGGGUGUAUCCAAGAUUCGCCUCAUUGAUUUCGACCAAGUCACACUGUCAUCGCUGAAUCGACACGCUCUUGCAACAUUGGCCGAUGUCGGCACCCCGAAGGUCCAUUGUAUCCGGAGGCGAUUGGAGCAAAUCGCACCGUGGGUCAUGUUCGACUGUCGGAAUGAGCUCUAUGGGAAGGCCGCGUCCGAGGAUCUCCUCGGUCCGUGGUCUUUGACACACGAUGGAGAGGGCCGUCGACCAGACUUCGUGCUAGACUGUAUCGAUAAUAUUACGUCCAAAGUCGAGUUGCUGCACUACUGCCAUUCGAAUUCCUUGCCCGUGAUUUCGUCUAUGGGCGCUGGGUGCAAGUCGGACCCAACUCGCGUAGUGGUCGGCGACAUCUCGCUCAGCACUGAUGACCCUCUGUCUCGCAGUACACGCCGUAGGCUCAAGCUCCUCGGUGUUUCCUCCGGCGUUGCGGCUGUCUUCUCGACAGAGAAACCUGGCCCAGGCAAGGCUACCCUUCUUCCUCUCCCCGAAGCAGAAUUCACCAAGGGUCAGGUUGGGGAACUUGGAGUCCUUCCUGACUUCCGAGCCCGCAUCCUCCCAGUCCUGGGCACUAUGCCUGCUGUCUUUGGUUACACCGUCGCCAACCACGUUAUCUGCACAAUCAGCGGCUACCCGCUUGACUACAAUAUGGGUGCCAAGGGCCGCGAGAAGCUCUACGACACCAUUUUGGGCGCUUUACUAAGCUUGCAUGAGCGAAUGAUCAAAGAAGUCACUGGUCAAGACACAGUGGGCCUCCGACCCCCUCUCAGCAAAGAUGACAUUGCAUUCAUUGUGGAGGAAGUGUACCGCGGGAAGAGUGUUGUCAGUGGCUUGUCUAAUAGACUAGCUCUCGUUCCCUGGCAAACUCCAGCUCACGGUUGGACUAUGGAUCUGACCCUGGAGAAAGAAGGGCAGAAGACUAUCCCGAUGGAGAUCAAUGACUUGGUCUGUAUGACCAAAGAGGAGGCUAUUCGACAUGAGAAAGAAGUGCUCAAGGGUGGCAAGAAGGUGGAAGAUGUGUAUGACGAAGCUGUUCUCCAGCGCAUCAACCUGCGGAGGAGGGAAGCCGAGGAGUAUGACCAGUACCGGGGAUAG